Rhagoletis pomonella (apple maggot) is the source of this 3057-nucleotide messenger RNA. RefSeq lists its product as uncharacterized. The record is from RefSeq and is a predicted model, not a curated record. The annotation marks the transcript as partial. Lineage: Eukaryota; Metazoa; Arthropoda; Insecta; Diptera; Tephritidae. The transcript is spliced from 2 exons.
AUGUCUUCUUCGGUAAAAACUCGCGACUCCGCACUAAAUGCUAUAAAAAGAUACAUGACAAAAAGCAAAGACGAAGCUUUUCUCAUGGACGUCGACACUGUAUCAAGCUAUUUACAACUCCUUAACGAGCAAUGGGUACGUUUCACCGCUGCUCAAGAUGAUGUUGAAACAUCUUGUGGAUCUGACAAUGUGGAAGUACAGGAGAACGCUCGCAUACAAGGUGAAACUUGGUAUGCUGAAGCUUUAGCCAACUUCAAACGGGUUCAAAAGUGUAGGGCGGAACCGCCCACGCAGCCUGCAGCUACGUCAGCGUCUGUGUCUGCUGCUAUACGUUUGCCCAAAAUGGAUUUACCAACCUUUUCGGGCGAUUCCACGGAUUGGGUCGCCUUCUAUGACGCCUUUUGUUCGUUGGUUGACACCAACACCGCUUUGUCAGAUGGGCAAAAAUUACAUUAUUUGCGCAGUUGCCUAAAAGGUGAUGCACUAAGCAUUAUUAGUGGCUUCAAAAUCUGUGAUGCAAACUACACAGAGGCGUGGGACUUGCUAAAAUCUCGCUAUAAAGUAAUGCGAGUUAUUGUUGAGGCACACCUCAGGGCGAUAGCUGACGUUCGCAAGGCUUCGGGUGACACUGCUGAUGCUAUUAAGGGUGUUCUCGAUGCAAUUCAGCAACACAUACGAGAGCUUAAAGCAUUAGGGCGUCCCGUAGACUUCUGGGACGAUUGUGGGAGUUAUCGCUUAUUAGCGAUGAACCCCCCCACCUUCGAACAACUGACAACGUUUCUGGAGAUUAGGUGCCGCUCAUUGGCAAUGAUUACCGCGCCUGCUCCGCAGGCAACAACUAUUAAGCCGACGACGCAUAAAUAUGCUGCGAAAUCAACAAAAGUAUUUCACGCAAUUCCAGAGCAAAACCCCGCGCGCUGCAUGUACUGCAAUGCAGCUCAUAAGAUCUACUCUUGCGACAAAUUUCGUAGUUUAGAUUUUACUGCAAAAUCUAAAUUUAUCAAAGAAUCCAAAGCUUGCUUGAAUUGUUUAAGUCCAGGGCAUUACAAAGAACGCUGUAAUAGCUCAUCCGCUUGCCGAAUAUGUCAUCAACGACACCAUACGCUGCUUCACAGUAAUACACAUUCACCCGUCGCCACAUCGGCUCAUGUCGUCGAUGCCAUCGCUGCCGCUUCGAAUCCCGCAUCUGUAAGCAACCAUGCAACUGGUUCAUCUGCCACCGCUUUAGCAGUGAAUAGCGCUGCUUCACACGUUUCGUCCUGCUUGAGUGCUGGUUCCAUUCCGCUACCUGCAACGCAAAAAUCAGUUAUAUUAUCUACCGCAUUAGUAAAGAUUCGAGACUGCGCUGGUCAUUGGCAGACAGCACGUUUAUUGUUCGACACCGGGUCGCACGCCUCUUUUGUAACGGAGGCAUGUGUACAGCGUUUGGGAUUAACACGUUCAUCGUCUUCUGUAUUUGUCACAGGAAUUUGUUCAUCGCAAGGCGGUCGCUGUAGAGGCGAAACGCUGCUCACGCUUUCGUCUAAUUGUUCGGAUAAAUGCUACGAUAUUACCGCGCUGAUUCUUCCGAAAAUCACCAACGAUUUGCCGACGCAGACCUUGAGUGUUUCUAGUUGGCCACAUAUCCAAGGCUUAUUCCUAGCUGAUCCAAAUUUCGCGAAGCCUGGCCGCAUAGACGUACUCGUAGGCAUGGAUGUAAUGGAUCAACUAAUCUGUGUGGAGCUUCGAAAAGGUCCGUCUGGCACGCCUAUGGCCCAGAAAACAGUUUUUGGCUGGACUUUAUUUGGAAACGUUGACAGUCUUGGUUCGCCAACGCCUAGUUUGCAAUCGCUGCAUUGUGAUGUGCAAUUAGAUCGAGCGCUCGCUAGGUUAUGGGAGCUCGAAGACUCGCCGCAGAAACAGCAUCUCACGCAUGAGGAAAACUUCUGCGAGAAUCACUUCAAUUCUACACAUCAAAGAAUGCCGGAUGGUCGCUUUGUGGUUGAACUACCGCUUAAACCUAAUACAGUAUUGGGUGAGUCACGAAACUUCGCAAUACGUAACCUGCUAUGCAUAGAACGAAGGCUCGCUAGCAACAGCGAUUUGCGCUUGCGCUACGAUGAGUUCAUGAGAGAGCUCAUUGACAUGGGUCACAUGGAGGAGGUGUUUGAAACGACGAGUGAGGUGUAUUAUAUGCCACACCACCCAGUCAUUAAAGAAUCCAGCGUUACGACCAAGCUGAGGGUAGUCUUCAACGCGUCCGCCAAACCCACCACGGGUAACUCGCUUAAUGACGCAUUGUUUGUUGGACCUCAGCUACAGCAAGAUUUAUAUUCUAUAUUGCUGCGCUUCAGAACGCAUCGCUACGCGGUAACCGCGGAUGUAGCUAAGAUGUAUCGGCAGGUGUGCGUUUCGUCGAAACACGUCGAUCUGCAACGAAUCGUUUGGCGUCCAGAUCCAUCUUCACCCAUUAGAGAUUACCGCAUGUUACGCGUAACGUACGGGGUGGCCGCCGCGUCUCACUUAGCUGUAAAAGCGUUGCAACAAACUGCUAAGUGCACAACUAAUGGGUGUAAGAAAGCGGUUGACGCGAUCCUCAAUGAUUUUUACAUGGAUGACCUGCUAACUGGAGCCUCUUGCAAGUCACAACUCCGGUUGCUUCAACAAAACGUAUCCGAAAUUCUUCAAGAAGGCGGCUUCGAACUAAGGAAGUGGGCAUCUAACUGCGCUGAGCUGAAAGAAAUCAUCUCCAAGUCAUCUCAAACUAUAUCCCAUUACAUAGUCGACGGUAAGGACGUUCAUGCGUUAGGCCUCAUUUGGAACAUAGAGGGCGACUACUUUACAUUCGCAGUCGACCUAAAGCAGCCUCCCGCUAUUUUGACUAAAAGAGCCUUUUUGUCAGAUGCCAGUAUUCUCUUUGAUCCGCUGGGCUUACUUGCUCCUGUGACAAUAUGCUCGAAAAUGUGGUUCCAAGACAUUUGGCGCGCUGAGGUUGGAUGGGAUGACUUCAUACCAGACGCAAUAGCAAAUCUAUGGGUUGAUCAUCGCGUGCAGCUGCAGAAACUAGUAGACUUGAAG